AUGGACAAGAGAGUGACAAGUCUCGUCAUCGUGGCUACUCUAAUGCUGUUGAUGGUGCCAUUGGUUCUCUUUCUUUUGGGAAAGGACAGAUACAGCUUCACCAUAACACAAAUGGAUAUUCCCAACGAUACACAACUCAACUUCUUCUCCAAAAAUAGUCGCGCGUGUGAGGAACUCAAAAAGAUUGGAAAGAGUGAAAGAUUUUCAGUUCAUUGCAACGGAGUUGUUGACGCUCCACUUCCCGGCAAUUACAACAUCGUUUUUAAUGAAGAAACGUUGUCACCAAUGCUCCACGUAGACUCGACAAGAACUUUAGUGUUCGACUCAAAUAAAGUCGAUGUGUUGCUGCGAUUACUCCAAAAAAUGUUUCCGGUAUAUCAGCCCAAAGUCAUUCACUCGAGGGAGGUCAACAAUUGGUGUUUUACGAUGUCUUCGAACACUCAAAUUGAACAAGGCAACAUCACUAAAGUGAUUCAAAAGCUUCAAGAAUUUUUCCCACUUCAUUACCGAUUCUCCGAAUUGACAGACAAGCAACACUCAUCCGAGCUUGAAUACCCCGACAUGAAUUGUCUCUACAGAUUCUCAUUAGAACUUUCGAAUGAACAAAGUGAUCUUGAGAUUGAGAAUUAUAAAGGGAAAGGACCACUGAAUGAGCCUGAAAAGAGUUUGAUUGGGUAUUUCCGAUAUAUCUUCGAAAUCCCAAGUCUUUCGGGCGAGACGGUCACUCUCAACUACAGCAAAUCGUCUGGAUUUCUGAGUUUCGAGAUGGACAAUAUAUUGCGCCAGCUCUCCAUUGAACAAGUGACAACCUCUAUCUCACUCAUCAAAUCAUUUGUGGAGAUUACAAGCGAGGAAAAGUUUGUGCCAAUACCUCAAAGUUUGGCAGUUAAGGCGAGUGAUGUGUCGGAACGAGUGGCACGGAUAACAGCGGAAAAAGACUUGAAAACCAAAUUUGAGUUGUCCCAAGAGUUGGUCAAAGACGCACACUCCGUCGCUUACUCUGAGGAUUUCUUCGCAAUUCUUUUCUUCCCCAUUGAACACAAAAUAGCCUGCUUACUCCCACUUUUCGGCCCAGUUACUCUUCUUUUUGCAAAGACAUUGUUCCAGACUUAUACUUAA
Molecule: messenger RNA, 1119 nt
Organism: Entamoeba invadens IP1
Lineage: Eukaryota; Evosea; Mastigamoebida; Endamoebidae
Exons: 2
Coding region: 1-1119 (372 amino acids)
Biological process (GO): attachment of GPI anchor to protein
Cellular component (GO): GPI-anchor transamidase complex
Source: RefSeq, a predicted model, not a curated record